Messenger RNA from Amborella trichopoda, 1038 nucleotides. The record is from RefSeq and is a predicted model, not a curated record. Lineage: Eukaryota; Viridiplantae; Streptophyta; Magnoliopsida; Amborellales; Amborellaceae.
AUGGUCAUUGAGGUUAUCCCCCUGAUCAUGGUGAUUGAGAGUGAUGGAGAUGUAAUUGAUUGCAUCGAUAUUUACGAACAACCUGCUUUCGAUCACCCUCUCCUUAAGAAUCACAUUAUUCAGAGUGAUGGAGAUGUAAUUGAUUGUGUUGAUAUUUACAAACAACCUGCCUUUGAUCAUCCUCUCCUCAAGAAUCACACUAUUCAGUAUGCUGGAAUGUUCGCGAGUAAGAAAGAUUUUUAUGGAGCAAUACAAGCUGUCAGCGCUUGGACUCCUCAAGUUGAAGUUCCUACAGAGUUCAGUGCGGCCUCGACUUGGCUCGUGAAUAACGAAGGCACUGAGACAAAUGUGGUUGGAGCUGGAUGGAUGGUUAAUCCAUCUCUCUUUGGGGACAACCUGACCCGCCUCUUCGUAUCUUGGAAUAAAGUAGGUUCUCAGACAACUGGGUGCUACAACCUUUUCUGUUCAGGUUUUAUUCAAACAGACAAAAACGUAGUCUUGGGGGCCUAUCUCAAACCUAUUACAGUUCCGGGUGGAACUGAGUAUUUCUUGCACUACAACAUUAUCAAGGACAAGAACACCGGGAACUGGUGGUUUUCAGCAGAAAACCUUUCUAUAGGCUACUGGCCGGCAUCCAUGUUCACAAACUUACAGGUAGCCCAGCGGGUCGUGUGGGCGGGGCAAGUUCUGAACACCAAGCCUGGUGGACAUCACACCGCAACAAAGAUGGGGAAUGGCAUUUUCCCUGAUGAGAAACAGGAGGCUGCUAUAUUCAAGGAUUUGGAAGUUGUAGAUGCUGAUGGCAAUGGACAACUUGAUUUAAUCGACAUUCAUGAGGCAGAAUUGAUGGCGGUUAAAGAAGGAUUCCUUAAGCUUCAGGAAGACCAUGUUCGCGUCAUCAUCGAGGGAGAUUCAGCAAACGGUACGGGGGACAUUACAUAUGGUUUUUUGCGCUUAUUUUACUAUCCUUUGGCCUUGGAGUCAAAGGCAGAAGAAUUGGUUUUGGCUAUGAAAAUGCAGUUAAAACCAUCCAUGUAA